This is a messenger RNA of Manihot esculenta (cassava), 2677 nucleotides long. RefSeq names its product protein NTM1-like 9. NCBI's taxonomy places the organism in Eukaryota, Viridiplantae, Streptophyta, Magnoliopsida, Malpighiales, Euphorbiaceae. Gene Ontology annotation, biological process: regulation of DNA-templated transcription. Gene Ontology annotation, molecular function: DNA binding. The record is from RefSeq and is a predicted model, not a curated record. The transcript has 4 exons. The coding region runs from base 1775 to 2413 and encodes 212 amino acids.
AGCCUCUUGUCUAUAUUGGUAAAGAGACCAAAUGGUCUGCUGAUGACUUAUUCCAAAAUCAUUUCCAUUUGUUCUGUUAAUGGUGAAGCAUGGAUUUAUCAAGUAUGUUUUUCUUCCUUCAUUUUUCAUGUGUCCAGGAUGAGGAGUUUUGAAUUUUUCUAAUCGAAAUAUAUUAUUUAGUUUGUAUGUUAUGGAAAACUAAAAAUUUAUUAGUUGGUUUUUCAGUUAAUUAGUUCUUCAGUUAAUUAGUCUAUUAAUUUUAAAAAGUCUAUUAAUUAAUUUUUCCGUUAAUUUUUAUUAAAAUGAAUGAGAUAUAGAGAUUAAAUAAUAAUUUUUUCUUAUUUAAUAAAAUGAUUAAUCCGACCAUUAUGUCUAUAAAUUAGAAUAGUAAACUAACAUGGUUUUAAAACUGAUGAGUUGUUUUUAAAUAGUUCAAGUAUGCAAAUGUGCUAUAUUUGGAGUUAAGUUUUUUGGAAAAACACAUUAAUUUUGUUUGGAUAGAAAAACUGAAAAUCAAAAGCAGUACACCACACAGAGCCUGGGAUAAGCGGCCAGCCCUGUAAAAUCGUACAUAAUCCAUGCAAAAUCAUGUUGUAGAGGUGUGGAAAGUAACUGGACUCCCGAGGAGCAGAGUCUCCCAAUUGCACCAAGAACAAGUCUAAGAAUGGGAAAUUUAGAAAGCUGUUCUCCAACAACAUGUUAUAAUUGAUUUCCUUAUUUUUUAAAGAUGAUUUAAAUGAUGGGGGUAGCUCUCUUGUUUUUCCUAGAUUCUUUCAUUCCAUCCAAUUGGAUUUGGAUAUGGAACUUGUCUACGAAGGUUUAAUAUCUUCUGGAGAUUUAUUUUUUAUUUAAUUAGCAUCAAAUUAAUUAGCAAGUAGAAACAUUUUUUAAACCUUUUGGCAUUUGAACGUGUAGCAUAACCUAACUAUUAAAAAAAAUUGAGUUGAUUACUUAAAACUUAGUAAAAAAGGUUUUGAAUAUAACUUUUUUUUCCCCCUUUAUAGAGGUUUUGAAAGGGACACUUCGGAUGAUCCAAUCUGUUGCAAUUGUGAAUAUUCACUAAUUACUAUAUAUUAUCAUUUUAAAGACUAGAAAAGAUUGUUUUUAAAUUUCCCAAAACUAUAUUUUCAUUACAAGUUUAGUCGGAGGUCCAAUGUGAACUUUUUCAGUUAGGAAAAGAAAUAUUGAUUUGAUUAAAGUAUUGUCUGAAAGAGAAACCAUUGGUUUAUAGACCCACUUGAAUGUGCUUUACUAUAUGAUAAUUAGCGUACGGAUUAUACAUGAAAAUUUUGAGCUUCUGAAAGUUCGAGAAUGUUCAUGUUGUUUCCUAGGAUUGUGAAGGAAGCUGGUGAAGAUUGGGCACCAACCUUGGAGAAUAAGUUGUGGGUUUUUUUUUGUUGUUAUUAUUUUUGUUAAUAUUCCAUACUCUUUUAGGGCAGAGAUACGCGUUUUUCAGUAGAGUAACCAGUCAACUGAUUCUAAUCCAAGUCAUUCUUCAGAAACGAGCUUCUUAUUGAAGCAGCAAAUGACGAUGCCUAUUUAAGCUGUUAACUAGAUAGAUAUAAACACACACAGUAUAGCUUCUUAUUCUUCUUCUUUAGUCAAGUGUUCUCACUUUUCAGCUGCACUUAAUUACUUACUCUGCUCCAUUUCAAGUUUGUUGCCUCUACUCCAUUUCAUUUUCAGUUUCCUAAAUCAAGCAUUGCAUUUUCUUCUCCAUUCAUGCAUUACUAACGUACGUUUCUGUCUUGUUUUAGACAAAAGCGCGUGAAAGAUGGACUCUGGAAUUGGAUUCAGAUUCUAUCCAACCGAGGAAGAAUUGGUGAAUCACUACCUGAGGCUCAAGAUGCUUGGCUAUGAUGAUCAAGUCCAAGAGAUCCCGGAGGUUAAUGUCUUGGAUUUUGAACCGUGGGAUUUGCCUCGUAUCCAGCAUCCACAGGCGGUGAUAGCUAAUAAUUCGAAUGACCAAGUGUGGUAUUUCUUUUGCCCUCGUAAUUACAAGUACUCAAAUAGCAAUCGGGCCAAAAGGACAACUAAUGGUGGAUACUGGAAGGUCACAAGCAAGGAUCGUCGUAUCAACAAGAAUGGUAUAAAAAAGACUUUGGUUUUCUAUCAAGGUCGUUCAAAAGGUGUCAAGACCAAUUGGGUCAUGCAUGAGUACAAUCCCACUUUCGGCUUCCGAACCCAGAGGGAUUUCGUUCUUUGCAAGUUAAAGAGAAGGCCAGAUGAUGCAGAUGAUGUUCCAACCCAGGAAGCAGGUGGAUCGAGUACCGUGGUGGCUUCUGCUUCUGGAAAUAAUGCGACAGAUGAAGACUCUCAGCUACAAGCAUACGUGGAUUCAUUCGGUGGCAUUAAUGAGAGAGAUUACAAUCUUAACUCUGCAAUGCAGUGGCCGACCUACUAUUAUAACUAAGAAUUUAUAUGGGUAUUUGAAAGCUGUAGCUGAUGCAGUAGGUGGUUUUGAUUUCUCGUUAGAUAUGACAAGAAGCUCUAUCCAAAUGCAGCAUCCGCAGUUAAUUGUAGUGUAGCUACGUAAUUAGGUUUUCUUCUUACAGUUUUAUAUGUAUUUCAUGCUUAUUUGUUCGUACCAUGUAAACCUACAAGGGUACCUGCAUUUGGUCUGUGUACCUCUUUUAUCAUCAAGUUAUAAAAACUAUGUUGCAUGUUUAUUAUAUCU